Messenger RNA from Alosa sapidissima (American shad), 1567 nucleotides. Its product is annotated as sialidase-3-like. Lineage: Eukaryota; Metazoa; Chordata; Actinopteri; Clupeiformes; Clupeidae. The transcript is spliced from 5 exons. Gene Ontology annotation, molecular function: exo-alpha-sialidase activity. Gene Ontology annotation, cellular component: membrane; cytoplasm; lysosome. The coding region runs from base 60 to 1265 and encodes 401 amino acids. The record is from RefSeq and is a predicted model, not a curated record. Gene Ontology annotation, biological process: oligosaccharide catabolic process; ganglioside catabolic process.
GUGUGCUGUUCAGAUCUUGGAACAACAACUGCUAGCUGUUUUCUAUGAGAAUCUGAAAAAUGGCCGACUUGAAGAUUGACUUGCUUGAACCCAAAGACACACUUGUGUUUGCGCAUGAAGAUAAUGACUUCCGAAUUCCUGCUCUUCUCUAUGUUAAGGAAUGGAAGACCUUCCUGGCGUUUGCCGAAAAGCGGACGUCGACUAGAGAUGAACAUGCCAUAAGCCUAGUUAUGAGGGCCGCCACACGACAGCCUAAUGGGUCGCUACAGUGGUCAGAAAGUUGGAUGGAUUUGACAAAGGCGACUAAGGAUGGCUACCGUGCCAUGAACCCUUGUCCAGUCUUUGAGUCGACCACGGGAACACUCUAUUUGUUUUUCAUCUGUGCUGCGGGCGAAAUUAAAGAGUUCCAGCUCAGGGGAGGCCAAACGAAGCUGUGCUACAUCACUUGUGCCGAGUCGCCUCUCAGAGACGAGAGCUGGACACAACUGACCGACCUGUCUGAUAGCACUGUCGGCAAAAACCUUGAAGAGUUCCAGACUUUUGCCGUCGGACCAGGACAUGGUACCCAGAUGGAGAGUGGUAGACUGCUCAUUCCAGUCUAUGUCAAGGACUUUAAGGAUGCUGACACAUGGCUGUUCGACGUGUUUCCUCUCUGGUACUUCUGGACGAUGAAGUCGUACGCCUUGGCUCUCUACAGCGACGAUCGAGGACAGACAUGGCAGGUGGGAGAGAAGAUGCCAGUUGAGUCUGGGGAGUUUCAAAUGGCCGAGGUCACUGACCAUGAGGGGAAAGGUCAGCUGUACUGCAACGCCCGCAACACAAAAGCAAUAAGACUCACCAAAACCAUCCUCAGAGUUGAGGCGCUGAGUGCGGACGCAGGGGUCAGUUUUAGCCCGCUAACUGAGCUAGCGCUCCAGGAGAGGCCCAAGGGCUGCCAGGGCAGCGUGGUGAGCUUCCCCGCCAGGGAGCUGCCCGCAGGGGAAGGGGCGUCCGCACAGACGGCUCUGCUCUUCAGCCACCCCACCGCAGGGCAGGACUGGGACAGGCUGGAGCUGGGGGUCCACCUGCGGAGCUCUCUCCAGGACCACCACCCCUGGGGGGAACCCCACAUCAUCCACCCGGGGCGCAGCGGCUACUCAGACCUCGCUCGCUGUGAGGCGGAGGGGCGCUUCGCCUGCCUCAUGGAGUGUGCAGAGAGUGAGCACCAUUCACCCUCAUUGGGCAACCGGCGCAAGAUCACCUUUCAGGAGUUCCAACUUAGGUGAAGUGAUGUCAUCAAUCUCAACAAAACCAAAUCACAUCACGAUCUUUUCUGUUCCCACCACCUGUGCUUGCAUCUGCACUACUCAAUUAGUUUCGCUUCUCUGAUCUUCGCUUCUCUGAUCUCUGAUGUGUGUGUUGUGUUUUAUGGUAAAUAUUAAAUCUCUUGUGAUAACGCAAGUGGUGUUGUGUCCGUACCACUGGGCUGGUGUGCAGAUCCAUUUAGACUAUAGAUAUAUAUAAUAAAGGCUAGACCAGGGGUCGGCAACCCGCAGCGGAAAGUAAAAAGUAGAAAGAAAUGGCUGGU